GUGGGAUUCCGCCUCCAGUCCGAAUCGUGCGCUCGGUCGGUCGUUCGCUCGCUCGCUCAUUCGCUUGAGCACCAUUUCCCAAGUCUCUGCCAUUCGGGAUCUGCACAAAGGCAAUCCCUCAGUUUCGCUGUCGGCGUUGCCCGCUCGACUGAAUUGCUCAACGAGCAUCGCAGCUCCCUUUCUCUCAUCAUCCAUCGCUUGCAUUCUUGCAGCCUCUCUCCUCGCCAGCCAUCACGGCAAGCAGCUCAGAAACCAACCAAACAAAGCAACUUGAAAUUCAACCCGAGCAGCAAUGUCCUCUGCACCCAAGGCCGACGACAAGCCGAACGAGGUUCUUGGCCCUCGCGGCAACAAGCAAAAGUUUGUCACCAAGACCCCUCUGGGCCGCCCCAUCCCCUCGAGCGAGCGCGAGAUGGCCGAGGAAAAGGCAAACAUCUGGUCCAGAGUCACCUACGCCUGGAUGGACCCGGUCUUUUUCCUUGGCUGGAAUCGCAUCAUCGUCGAGUCGGAUCUGUGGCAGAUCGGCACCCGCUUCAAGGCCGACUCGCUCUACGACGCCUUCAUGAAGCACUGGAACGCCGAGGUCCAUCAUGCUGACCCCAAUCACAAGCCCUCGCUGGUCAAUGCCCUCUACAACUACCUGUUCUGGCGAACCGCCCCCGCCGGCCUCCUCAAGGUCUGGUCGGACAUGGCAACCAUCGUUUCGCCCUACGUCCUCAAGCUUCUGGUGACCUACAUGUUCGAAUACCAGAAUGCCGCUGCAGGGGGUGUCCCGCCGCCACCGCUCUCCCAAGGUCUUGUGUAUGCCUUCAUCAUCCUGGUCCUUCAGAUCACCUCAUCCUUCUUCCUCGGCUACUACUUCCAACUCACUACCACCAGCGGCAUGAGCCUGCGUGCCACCGUUACGACUGCCGUAUACCGCAAGGCCAUGCAGCUCUCUGCUGCCGCUCGCCAGGACUUUAACACCGGCAAGGUCGUCAACGUUAUCUCCACCGAUGCCAACCGCAUGGAGAUCUUCAUUACCUAUAUGCACGUCCUGUGGACCUCGCCUCUUCAAAUCGUCGCCAUCUCGAUCUUCCUGAUUGUCUUCCUGGGCCCUGCUGCCAUUGCCGGUAUCGCCCUGCUCUUCUUGCUGCUCCCGAUCCAGUACCUCCUCACCAAGCGCCUGGGCGCCAUCCGCAACUCGGUCGUUCCCCUGACCGACCAGCGUGUGCGUCUCACCCAAGAGGUCCUUUCCGGCAUCCGCGUCAUCAAGCUCUUCACCUGGGAGACGCCCUUCCUCAAGAAGAUCGCCGACAUCCGAAACAAGGAAGUCCACCAGAACCUGCGCCGCAGCAUCAUGCAGUCCAUCUCGACCACCCUGGCCUUUUCGAUUCCCGUCCUCUCUGCCCUGAUCUCCAUCUCGGCAUACGCCGCUCUCAACACACUGACUCCCCAGAGCGCCGGCAUCCUGUUCUCGUCCCUGACCUGGUUUUCGAUCCUGCGUUUCCCGCUGAUGUUCAUCCCGGCCGUCCUGGCCGGUGUCGCCGAUUUCCGUGUUGCCAUCACUCGUGUCCAGGCGCUCUUGCUUGCUCCCGAGCUCGAUCCGCCUUAUCCCAUCGAAAAGGAGGCCCCUUACUCGAUCAGCAUCGAGAACGGUACCUUUAUCUGGGAAUCGGCCCCCCCUGCCCCCAAGGACGAAGGCAAGAAGGACAAGAAGGACAAGAAGGACAAGAAGGACAAGAAAGACUCCAAGAAGAACGGCGGCAAGACCCAGCCCGAAGCCGAGUCUCAAAAGACCAUUGCCGAGUCGGACACCAGCAAGGCUACCCCCGGCUCCACCGUUGAUCUCGCUGGUGUCACUGCCGCCAAGUCCCAGUUCUCGAUCAACAACAUCACCAUCAACAUCCCCCGCGGCCAGCUCGUGGCUGUUGUUGGAAGCGUCGGCGCCGGCAAAUCGUCUCUGCUGAACGCCUUGGUCGGUGAGAUGCGCAAGGUGGAGGGCACGGUCACCUUCUCGGGCAACGUCGGCUAUUGCCCGCAGCAAGCUUGGAUCCAGAACGCAACCGUGGAGAAGAACAUUACCUUUGGCCUGGAAUACAACCGCGAGCGCUACCUCCAAGUCAUCAAGGCGUGUGCCCUCGAGAAGGAUCUCGAAAUCCUGCCCGACGGCGAUCAGACCGAGAUCGGCGAGCGCGGCAUCAACCUCUCCGGCGGCCAGAAGCAGCGCAUCAACAUUGCCCGCUGCCUGUACUUUGACAGCGAGAUCUGUCUGAUGGAUGAUCCCCUGAGUGCCGUCGACGCCCACGUCGGCAAGUACCUGUUUGAAAAGUGCAUCAUGGACGCCAUGAAGGGCAAGACCCGCAUCCUGGUCACCCACCAGCUGCACUUCCUUCCCCAAGUCGACUACAUCAUCGUCCUCAAGAACGGAAACAUUGCCGAGCGUGGCACCUACUCCGAGCUGAUGCGCGCCGGAAGCGAGUUUUCUCUUUUGAUGCAGACCUACGGAGGCGCCGAUGAGAACAGCGAAGAAGGCUCCUCUACCGACGGCGCCGAGGCCGACGACAGCAUCCAGGUCGACGCCAAGAGCACCACCGAAACCAAGAAGAAGGACGAGAUCGCCCAGGAUGCCCCCAAGAAGGCCCGCGAUCUGAUGAGCGCUGAGGAGCGUGCCACCGGCGGUGUCAACCGCGGCGUCUGGUCUGCCUAUGCUCGCGCCGGAGGUGGCUCCUUUUUCUUUGCCGGCCUGGUGCUCUCGCUGCUGCUCCUGCAGGCGGCCAGUGUCGGCACCAACUACUGGCUCGUCGUCUGGUCCAACAACGAGAUCCCCAGCUUCGGCAUGGGCGGAUACCUUGGCAUCUACUGGGGCCUGGGCAUCGUUCAAACCAUCUCGGUCUUUGCGUUCUCGGUCUUUUUCGCAUUCACCGGCAAUCGUGCGGCCCGUGUCCUGCACGAAGCCGCCUUGGCCCGCAUCCUGCGUGCACCCACGUCCUUCUUUGACACCACGCCCCUUGGCCGCAUCAUCAACCGCUUCUCCAAGGACCAGGACGGCCUCGAUAUCACCAUUGCCGACUCGUUUCGCAUGUUUGCCAACACCCUGGGCAGCUCCAUCGCCAUCUUCACCAUGAUUAUCAUCGCCACGCCCUUCUUUGCCAUCCCGAUGCUGCCGCUCCUCGGAGUGUACUACCUGAUGCAGGUCAUUUACCGCUCAACCUCGCGCGAGCUCAAGCGCAUGGAGUCCAUCACCCGCUCGCCCCUCUAUGCCCAGUUCGGAGAGACCCUGACGGGCCUGCCCACGAUCCGUGCCUACCGCGAGCAGCAGCGCUUUGUGGAGCGCAACUCAGCCACCAUCGACAAGAACAACGCGCCGUACUUUAUGCUCCUGGGCUCGCAGCGCUGGAUCGGCCUCCGUCUCGAGUCCAUCGGCGGCUUCCUGGUCUUCCUCGCCGCGCUCUUUGGCAUCCUCGCCCGCGACUCGAGCUACUUGACUCCGUCGCUCUUUGGUCUGUCGCUCUCCUAUGCCCUCCAAAUCACCGGAACCCUCAACUGGUGUGUCCGCCAGUUCACCGAGACCGAGAUUGCCAUGAACGCUGUGGAGCGCGUCGAGCACUAUGCCUAUCGAACCGAGGUCGAGGCCGAGGCCAUCGUCGAGCACAACCGCCCGCCCAAGAACUGGCCCGCACGCGGCGACAUCAAGAUCGAGAACCUGCGCCUGCGCUACCAGCCCGAGCUCCCCGAGGUGCUGCACGGCGUCUCGUUCGCGAUCCAGGACCGCCAAAAGAUCGGCAUUGUCGGCCGCACGGGCAGCGGCAAGUCGUCGCUGAUGGUGGCUCUCUUCCGUAUGGCCGAGCCUUCUGCGGGCUCCAAGAUCGAGAUCGACGGCGUCGACGUCCUCAACAUUGGCUUGACCGAUCUCCGCAGCAAGCUCGCUAUCAUCCCGCAGGACCCCACGCUGUUCUCGGGCACCAUCCGCACCAACCUCGAUCCCUUCAACGAGCACACUGACGACGAGAUCUGGGACGCCAUCGCCCGCAGCAACCUCAAGAACAAGGUCGUGGAGAUGGAGGGCAAGCUCGACGGCGCGGUGAGCGAAGGCGGCGAGAACCUGUCGGUCGGCCAGCGCCAGCUCCUGUGUCUGGCCCGUGCCAUGCUCAAGAAGCCCAAGGUCCUGAUCAUGGACGAAGCCACCGCGAACGUCGACUACGAGACCGACGCCAUCAUCCAGCAGUGUCUGCGCGAUGACUUUUCCGAGGCUACGAUCCUCACGAUCGCCCAUCGCCUGAACACCAUCAUCGACUACGACCGCGUCCUGGUCAUGGACCACGGCAACAUUGCCGAGUACGGCCACCCCUCGGAGCUGCUGUCGAACGAGAAUGGUGUUCUGUACAGCAUGGUGCAGGAGACCGGCCCGUCGAACGCCGAGCUGCUGAUUGGCCAAGCCAAGGCGGCGUAUGAUGCCACCCACGGCACCAACUCGAACUAGACCAGACCCCCAUACUCGAACCAUCUGAACGUGUGCAAAUCAAUGAAAGCCGCCGGAUCAUAUUAACUCCAGGGAGGGGGGAGUGCUCCACAACACAUCAUCAUCCUGGCACCCAUCCGCCUGUUUUCCGAUCCUGGCUGUGAGAAAUGGAAGAGGCCUCAACCCACAAACCUGUAUCGAGCAAUACCUAGCAACAAUAUCAAAUCACUCCCUGCUCCUCAA
Polychytrium aggregatum is the source of this 4684-nucleotide messenger RNA. RefSeq names its product P-loop containing nucleoside triphosphate hydrolase protein. The record is from RefSeq and is a predicted model, not a curated record. Gene Ontology annotation, molecular function: ABC-type transporter activity; ATP hydrolysis activity; ATP binding. Gene Ontology annotation, cellular component: membrane. Lineage: Eukaryota; Fungi; Chytridiomycota; Chytridiomycetes; Polychytriales. The transcript has 4 exons. Bases 293 to 4462 code for a protein of 1389 amino acids. Gene Ontology annotation, biological process: transmembrane transport.